Molecule: messenger RNA, 2683 nt
Organism: Solanum lycopersicum (tomato)
Lineage: Eukaryota; Viridiplantae; Streptophyta; Magnoliopsida; Solanales; Solanaceae
Product: PHD finger protein MALE MEIOCYTE DEATH 1
Source: RefSeq, a predicted model, not a curated record
UAUUCCACGUAAGCAAAAGAAUUAUGUUAAUCUGUUUCGAGUCUCCACUUCUCAAAAGUCAAACUCUUUGACUGAAGAAUAAAUCAACGGCCAGAAAUGUCUCUAGUCUCUCAUCAAUCAUCACUACCGUCCAUUUCUCAUUUCAAAAUUUCAAAAUUCCUAUAAAGCCCAAAGGGUAUUCUCGUCAUUUAACAUUCUCUAGCCGCGAAGAAACUGAAACUUCAACCGUUUGAAAAGCUUCUUCUUCUUCUUCUUCAGUAACAAACUCCAACUUCCUAAAAUCUGUUAAAAAUCUCAGAGUUUUUUCGAUUUUUUUGAAGAGCUAAAUAUGAAAAUGGCUACAGAGAAGAUGAAGAAGGGAGUGUCGAAUAUCUAUGAGUUUCAUAGUUUUCUUGAUCCGGGAUGUCCGAUUACGCCAAUGGGUCCGUUUCGUGAUAAUAUUCGGUAUUUUCUUCAGGAAUGUGCUGAGGUUAAGGAGUAUACAGUUGAAGGAAUGCCAAUUUGGUGUACGUUUUUGGUGCAUAAGAGUAAAGGUGUGCUGAUUCCUCUUUACACCAUUGAAGAGAAUGUGAAGAGCUCUGUUAGAACUUUCUGUGAUCACUGUAGAUGUGCUGGUUGGAGUCAUCAUCUUGUUUCGAAGAGGAAAUACCAUUUGAUUAUACCAGCUGAUAGUGAAUGGAAAAAGCAUCUUGAUGAUGGUGUUUUUGAUGAUCAAACACACAUUUUGCAUGGUUUGAUUCAUUCUAAUGGAUUUGGGCAUUUGAUUUCACUUAAUGGAAUUGAGGGUGGAUCGAAAUAUCUCUGUGGACGUGAAGUAAUGGAUCUCUGGGAACGUAUUUGCACGAGUUUUCGAGCUCGGAAAAUCACUGUUGAAGAUGUAUCCAGGAAGCAUAUGAUGGAUUUGCGCUUGUUGUAUGGGGUUGCUUAUGGGCAUACAUGGUUUGGCCGGUGGGGUUACAAGUUUAGCCAUGGAAGUUUUGGGAUAAUGGAACACCACUAUGAAAAAGCUAUUGAAAUGUUAAGCUCAAUUGAGCUUGAUCAGGUGAUUGAUGAUUUCAGAUACAUCAGUAGAUCCAAUGUUAUGAAGCAGGUGAUUGCUUGUUAUAGAGGUUUGAGCAACACUCCUUUGAUCACGGUCCGUGACCUCUUCAGGUUCAUCCUUGUUGUCAAGUCCUGCAAUUCAGUUAAGGAGAAGCCAAAUGUUACUGCUCCUGUUUUACGAGCAUGUUCUGCACGAUACUUGAUAAGAAAUGCUGCACCAAACAAGUCUGUGGGGAAGGAAAAAUCAGUGAGGUAUAGAAAGUUUUCAAACGUUGCAGCAUCUCUUGACAGUAGAUGGCCAGUGAGGAGACUUGAGUUCACUGCAGAUGUGAUUGUUGAGGCGUUGAGAGAAAAAAGAGAAGCAAUCAGAUUUGGAAGUUGUGGGAUGAGUAGGCAAGAGGCGAGGGAUGCUGCUCGUCUCCACAUUGGCGAUACAGGAUUGAUUGACUACGUGCUGAAAUCAAUGAACAAUGUGAUUAUUGGAGGCUAUGUAGUUCGUCGUGCAGUGAACCGAGCCACGAGGGUGUUGGAGUACACGAUUCAGGAACUUCGGAAUUGUGAUCAGCCUGAACAAGAAAAGCUCCCCGAGCCAUUUCAGGACUACAAUGUUAAUCCUGGAGCUGAUGCGUACACUGAUGUUCUGUGCUUGUAUAAUAAUCUUCUUUUGAGCUUCGCGGAAUCUGAUGAGUUAAGCCUGGCUGUUAGGAUAGUAUUGGACAGUAAGCAAUUUUUGAAGGAAUGGCCAUUUAGUGAUGAUCCAAAUGACAGCUUGUUGAGGUUCAUUUGUUGCAUUUUGCCUAAUUCUAAUGGUUUGGAAGCUGUAUUUACAAAGGGAUAUCCCCCAGGAGAGGUGGUUGAAGUUCCGCUACACUCAACAAUUGGUGAUCUAAAGAUAGCAGUUGAGUCUGCAAUGAGGGACACUUAUUGCAUUAUGGACAAUUUGAUGAUAACAGAUAUUGUAGGGAUGGAACAACUGGAAGAUUAUGAAGUGCUCUUUGGCAUCGUCCAGUCUGGCUCAGAACUUUGGGUGAGGGGCUUCGGGUUGGAUUUGGACAGCGAGUUGAAAAAUGAAGGAGGGUCUGAUAACUGGACAGUGAACUGUAGGUGUGGUGCUCGGGAUGAUGAUGGUGAAAGGAUGGUUUCAUGUGAUAUAUGUGAGAUAUGGCAGCAUACUCGCUGCUGUGGCAUAGAAGAUUCUGAGGUUGUGCCACCAUUGUUUGUGUGUGAGGCUUGCUGCACUUCACUUGCACCACCAAGAGCACAGAACAGCUUUGAGUUUGGUCAUUAUGGGACUGCUGCAGCACUAGUGCCUUGUGCUUCUCACUUUGGCAUGGACCUGAUAUACUGAACUUUUAGGGGCAGAUCACUGAUGUCAAGAUUUGUAUAGACAUCAAAAGGAUAGUUAUACUAGUCAUAUACUUGUGCAGUUUCUCUGUAUUCUUUUGUAUUGUUACACGUGUAACUCGAUUCUUUCAAAGACAAACACAAUAACAAAUGAUGAUCCAUAUAUUCUGCGCGUCCCCCUGCUUCUUUACACUUCCCUUUCAGAACUUAUUGUUCAUUUAUCUGUUUGAUGUACAUGUAUGAUGACUACAACAGUUAAAAUACUAGCAUUGAAAAUCUAGUUGUGAAUGUUUGAUGG